Molecule: messenger RNA, 5570 nt
Organism: Acaromyces ingoldii
Lineage: Eukaryota; Fungi; Basidiomycota; Exobasidiomycetes; Exobasidiales; Cryptobasidiaceae
Exons: 2
Coding region: 48-5570 (1840 amino acids)
Source: RefSeq, a predicted model, not a curated record
UAUCCCUGCAGCUCCCGCCACAGCUGCGCUUGCUUUCCCUGCCGACGAUGAGCGACGAGGCGGCCUCGCGAGCGCUUCUCCUCGACAGCGGCACCGCCGAGGCCGUGACGGUGAAUCAGCGGGCGCUCAUCGACAAGAUCCUCGCACGAUACGCCGCCGAAUUCACCGUCUUUCGAGAGCUAAUUCAGAAUGCAGACGAUGCCGGGGCGGACUGCUGCGAGCUUCGUUUUCACAGCGUCGAAGAGCCCAAGGAGCCUGUUGAAGGAGCUGCAGCCACGCCGCCCAAUCUCAAGGCGACCCUCAAGCGCUGGGUGUUUCGCAACAAUGGCAAGCCGUUCAGUGGCGACGACUGGAAUAGACUGAGGUGGCUCGUCAUUCCAUACCAGCGCAUCGCCGAAGGGAAUCCGGACCCGGACCGGAUCGGGGCAUUUGGCGUAGGGUUCUACAGCCUCUUUUCCAUUGCCGAGGAGCCCAUCGUAUCGUCGGGCGAUGAGCUUAUGGGCUUCUUUUGGAAAGACGAUGCCCUCUUCACCCGAAGAGCAACGUCACCCUCCAAGGAUGUUUCGCCCAAUGGCAAGCCAUGGACGACGUUCCACAUGGCUCUCCGCGAGCCUGCCCCCUUUCCCGAUUCACUCCUAGACCUCUCGCGAUUCUUGGCCACCUCGCUCACAUUCACAGCCAAUGUGCGCCAGCUCAGCCUCUUUUUUGACGACAAGCCACUUUGCAAGCUUAACAAGCGUCUCGAACCACCCAAGGCAAUGAGUAUGCCCGGCCACCUUAAUGCGACGACGCCAAAGAAGAUGAUGCGGGUCCAUUCGCUCGAGAGCACGGCGAUGCGCCUCGAUGUCGAGGCCAUGCGACUCGUUCUGGAUCUCGUUGAAAAGCCCAAGUGGAUCAAGCCCAGCCUCACAUCGGCGUUUACAAAGACGGCCGGAGGAGGAGGGGGUGCAUUCGCAACGAUGCUGCAGAAUGCCUUUGGCAGGUCGUCCUCGAGCAAGGAGAAACAGGCGACGUCAACGCCGUCCACCCCCGCCACCCCCGAGAGCAGCGGCAUCUCUACUCUGGAGAAGACGGCACGGUCAAUGACGACCGUGUCUUCGAGUGUGCACGUGCGCAUCGUCACGGCCACCGCCAGCGUUAGCGUCGACCGAGCGUUUGAGAGGGAGAUCGAGCGAAGCACAAAGAAGCCGCCGCCAAAGCAAACAAAGAUCCAGGUCAUUGCUCAGAACAAGGACGAGGCCGAUGCGAGCAGCAAAGAGGGCGACGACGCAAAGGAGAUCUUCAAAGGCAUCACUCCGAGCCUCGAUUCGCAGGGCUUCGUCUUCAUCGGCUUCAAGACGAGCCAGACGACUUCCUUUUCUGGCCAUCUCGCCGCUCGAUUUAUUCCCACCGUUGAACGAGAGAGUAUUGACUUUAUAGAUCGGUACUGUGCGCAGUGGAAUAACGAGCUGCUGGCCGUUGGCGGGUACGUGACUAGGGCCGUAUACGAGGCGGAGCUGUACGAAGUGGGCAAGCUGUGGAACGAGAAGCUGGGCACCGCAAGGCCAAAGGACGACGACGAGACGGCCAAGUGGCUUCUCGACCGCGGCCUUCAUCUCAUGCGCUUCUUCACCUUUCGCGCCUCGACGCCUUCGCCCCGCGUCUACUCUUCGCUUGAGACAGCCUUCUUUGCAUCUGCACGCCAGCAGACGCUCACGCUCGCCUCCACGCGGGGUGUCAAGCACUCGGCCCUCGUCAGGUUUCCCAAUGCCAUCCUCUCUGAAUUCGUCAAGGAUCUGGCUGUCAUUCCACCGUCUCAUGUCGAAGGCGCACAGGAGUUCAUUGGCCAAGUGCGAGCUCGAGGUUUGGUGGGCGAAAUCACGAUGGACGACGUCCUGUCCGAGCUUUCGGGGAGGGCACUCGAAGUUGGCGAGAUGGUGGCCUGCCUCAAGUGGUGGAUCUCGGUCUCGAACCACGCCAAUUACGACCCGAGCCUGAGACGGAGGCUACUAGACAGCGCAAUUGUUCAGAUCAAGCGCCCAGACGGCAGCAGCAGCGAUGACAAGGGCGACACUUUCCAACCUCUCGCUUCUGUCAGCACCUUUCUCAAUCCUCAGCGGGUGCCCACUGACGUACCGCUGCCCGUUUCGUGCCUGUCGUAUGAGGUCUCAAAGGCCUUUUCGGCCAGUGAUCUGGCCCGUGUCUUUGGCUGGACCGAGCUCAGCCUCCCGUCCUGGCUCUCCCAUAUCGUCGAGCUGGCUCGUUCGAGAGAUACGGCUCCUGACAUCAACAUCGAACUCUCACCUGCCUUCUCGGAGAAGGUAUUUGGCAUCCUAGCUCGCGCCUGGGGCUCGAUGCCGUCCCACAGACACGAAGAGAUUGCAAAAAUCGUCAAGGAUGUGGCUUGCAUCCCGACGCGCAAGGGCAUGAACAAGCCCGCCGAUUCCUAUUUCGCCAACGUUUCCCUCUUUGAGGAUCUCCCCAUCCUCGCCUUUCCCUCCACGCAGGUCAAGGGUAACUUGGAGAGGGUGCUUGCAGCCCUAGGCGUGCGUAGGCACGUCGAGCUUCAGAUGAUCUUUGACCGUCUCGUGGCUGCGGGCAAUUGGGACGUCACGCAGCUCGUGUCGUACCUGGCGGCAAACAAAGAUACCCUGACCAAGCUCGAACUGGAGCGAUUGACCAAGACGGCUAUGUUCCCGAAAGCAGGCGAGGUUGGACCGCCGGGAAAGGACGGCAAGCCUAGGAUCAUUCGAUAUCGGGCCUCGCAGCUCUAUGAGCCCAUCGAUUCCCUCCGUGCCCUCAACCUACCCGUUUUAGACUGGCCCGGCAAGCCUUGGCGGCAAUCUUCGGACGAAGCAAAGUUUGCACACGAGCUUGGACUGAGGAGACACCCGCCAAUCGAGGAACUCCUAGCCCUUGCCUCGGACAGGACGUCUGACGUGGAGCUGCGAGGGCGUGCCUUGGCGUACCUCCUCGACAAGAUUACGACUGUGUACAAGGACAGCUACACACUUAAAUUGGCCUCGUCUUUCGCUUUUGUACCGUGCGAGGCCCCUAGCACGGAGGCGUCCAAGACAGUGAUGAAAUGGUGCAAGCCAACAGAGGUCUUCACGAACGUGGAGGCCAGCUGCCUUGGGUUUGCGAUCGUGAGCAAAUCGAUCAAUGUCGUCGAUCUGCCCAAGCUUCAGCUCCGCGCCAAUCCAACCAGCACUCAGAUUAUCAACAAGCUCGUCAAUGAGCCCUCCCUCGACAUCGAGCACGCCAAGAAGGUAUUCGAGUAUCUCUCAACCGUCGCAGAUAUCACCGUCUCCGAUUAUGGGCGCCUCAAAUCGGCGGCAUUCAUUCCCGUCAUCGGCAAGGCUUCUUCGAUUGAUAAGAAAAGCGAGACCAAAAAGGUGAAGCUGGCGGCACCGUCCGAGUGCUACUUUGCGACAAAGAGUGCCUCCACUGCACAGAUGCGCGAUGUCCUCAUGGACGUUUUUACGUUCGUCGACUUUGGAGAGAAGGCAGCCGUCUUUUUGAGAAAUUGUGGCGUGGCAAAUGAACCGAGUAUCGAAGAAGUCGCUACCAAGCUGGUCCAAACUCCCCAGCGCUUCUACUCCAUCGGCGGCGUAGACGCUUACCUGGGCAUCCUACGACAGAUUGCCAACAAUUGGAAUCGCAUCCGGACGCCGCUGCGUCAAGAAAUGAAGCGCUCAGCCUUUUUGCUGGCGUCCAAGCGCAUCAGCCCUACGGCUUCAUCUUCCAAGGGUAACCCGAAGAACCUCAUGGACGCUGAUAUUGACGACGACGAAGAGGACACAGACGACUCCGGGAUGCUUGUCCAUGACCUUCAGAAACCCGGUGACGUCGUCAUCGUCGACGACGCCACGUCGCACAUGCUCUUUGCUUCACAACUCUUUGUCGUUCCGCACGAAGAUCUUCUCGAAGCCUUUGCAAGCGAGCUCGGCGCCCCCAAGCUGAGUCAACUCGUCGAAGAGCGCUUCGUGGCUGCCGGCCGGCCCAUGUCCAACACGAAGCUGGCCAAUGAGGUCAAGGCCCUAGUGCUAGAGCGAACACCGCUGUUCCUCUUUGAGAAGCGACAAACGGGCAAGUCGGAGAUUCGACGGGACGCAGACUGGCUCAAAAACAAGCUUGAAGUCCUUGAGGUGGACGGGGCGGGUUUGAGACAGACCAGAACGCUGCACUUUGGCAGAAUAUCGGCGACAAAUGAGCAAAAGUGCUCGGCAAUGGCCAGCAUGCAAGAGGGCAAGUUGCUCCUCUUUAUUGCAAGCAACCUCGAGAUCGAUUACUUUGAGGUGGCCAUGGCCCUCUCCAAACACCUGCUCUCGAGGCAGCGUCUCCAGGAGGUGCUCCUAUUCAUGACGCUCCUCUCGACCUCGCUUCGCAAUCUCAAGCGUAGAGGGUUCCACGUUGACAAGAUUCUCUCGCAGCGUAAAGCGGACAAGGAAGCGGCCGAUCGAGCGAUGCGCGAGGAGCGAGCCAGGCUCGAGCGCGAAGCACUUGAGCAGCCGAGUGACGCACAGAUCAAAGAGUGGGUCCAGCACAUGCUCGCCGUCUUUCCCGAUGCGAGUCCCGAGUACGUCGAGCGUCUGCUCAGGAGCGCAAAGGGUGAUCGAGUCAUCGAGGCAACCAAUGCCAUGCUCGAGACGCCUUACCCGAAGAGGCCUCAGCCGAAGCCGUUCGCAGGCGACGCCCCUUCCUCAUCUCCGUCAGACAAGGCUGGAAUUGUUGCUCCUCCAACCUCGUCAGCGGGCGCGAUGUCUGGAGGGGGUGGCUUCCUUUCAAAUUGGAGAAGUCGGUUCAAGGGGAGCGAGGGCCGGUCUUCCUUGGCCGAUGGUACCUCUUCAAUCGAGGGUAUACCUGGAGGGUGGGGCGGCCCACCUAUCGCAGCCGCUGGGAGAGCCGCAGCUGGAGCGGGAGCAGGCGGUAACCCUCACGCGCCACCGACACAGGCCGUCGCCACUACCCGGAAUCCUAAUCCUCAUGCAGACGUCACGCCCUCAUCGAACAUCAAGCGGCGCGUGCUCUCGGCAGUCGAAGCCUCGCGAGGAGGCCCGCGCAACGACGAUCGGAUCCAGAGCCAGGGACAACAGACGCAGGUCAAGGAAGCUGCGCAGACUUACUGCGACACCACUGGUAUCGCCACCGACCUCAGGCUGGCGGGCCAGGUAGGCGGCAUGAAUGUCUACGUGUCGCCAGAGCUGGAUCCGGCCGAGACGCUGCAGAACAAUGAUGCUGCGCUCAAGCGGUUCAUCCACCAGAUCAUUCUGCCCAUCGGGACGGAUGUCUUUGAUCUGGAUCCUCGCUCCCUCAACGUCUUUGCAGACGUAAAGGGACCCUCGAUUGCCUUCAACCGGGGCGGGGCUUUGUUCUUGAACCUCCGAUACCACCUCGUCUGGCACGAUGAGCAAGUCAAGCAAGGCAGGCUCGACGAGGCCCUCAUCUCCACGUACCACUCUCUCGCCCACGAGCUGGCCCACAACGUCGUCGCACAGCACGACAGCGAGCACGAAUUCUGGUUCUCGUCCAUCUGCGAGCAGUACUUUACUCGCUUUGCCACACUCGUUGCCAAGGCAUCCUCAAUCUAG